CGAAAGUGUAAAUGGCAACACCUAUAAAGUAAUUACAAUUUGAAUUUGUCACUUUUGUCAGUGUGGACUGUGGAUGUGUAUUUCGUCAACUAUAAAUUUACACUGAUUAUUGAUUAAAAAAGUUUAUUUAGAACAACUAAACAUGAGUUCCGGUUUUAUAUCAGAAUCUGAAAUAUUAGAAGCGAGACGCCGUCGCCAGGAAGAAUGGGAUAAAGUUAGAACUGAGGAGCAACCGAAAGAGGCUCCAGAAGAAGCUUAUGACAGCCGACCGUUGUUCACGCGUUUAGAAGAACAGAGAUUAAAGAAAGAAGCCGAAUAUGAAGAAGCUCACAAACUCAAGAAUAUGAUCAGAGGUCUAGAUGAUGAUGAAGUCGGUUUUUUGGACUUAGUUGAGCGCACAAAGGCUGAAGUAGCUCAACAGAUAAGCAUUGAGGAGAAGAAGGAAAUGCAGGAGUUCAGAGAAAGAGUAUCAAGCCUAGCAGAGAGUGAAGAAUUAACAAGAUUAAGGGCACAGCUAGCCCCGGCUCGGACCACUCAGACCAACACUCAAACACAAAAGAAUAAGCUACAGGGGGUUGUUGUGAGAAAGCGAAAAGCGAGUGAAAUGGAGGGCGACAAACAAGACAAGGAGAAAGAAUCCCCUCCCCCUAAAAAUGGAGUCACUGCUAACAACAAACAAGACAAUAGCGGUCAAGCAGUAAUACCGGGGGAGAUGGUCGGUGCUCUACGCUGUGUCGGAGUGUUGCCCGGUCUCGGGCACUACGACACUGACACUUCCAGUGACACUGAUGACUCUAGCGACAAUGACUCUAGCGACAAAUGCUGUGUAAAGAGAGAUCUCCUCGGACGGAGGCCAGAACAAACUAGCGAGGGGAAGCGAAAGGAAGAAGGGAAAAGUUAAAUUUAAGUAAUUUAGAACUUUAAUUGUUACGUAAUAACGUUUUAAAUUGCUUAAUUUAGAUUAUAGGCCGGAUAUAAAUUACGUCGCAAAUAUUUUAUGAUAUGACACGUUGAUGUCACACGUUUGUGACGUUAAAUUGUGUGACAAUUAUCAUAUUUUUUUUAAAUAUAAAGUUAAAGAUCUGUGUGAUUUUGCUCAAUAAACUUUAUUUACGAUAGAGUAAUACAGUUGGAGAGUUACGUAAUAUCAUGCGAUGUAACUUAAUGUCACGUAUUAUUAAAUGAUGUCAUGUAAUAUCAAUCGAUGUCAUCCGAUGUUACUUAGUAUUUAACGACGUCACAUUCUAUAACAUCAUCUUUCAGUUUGUCACAUGAUACAAAAUACUGUCACGUGGCACGAAAUGUUACACGACGUCACGCUAUUUCACAUCUUGUCAAGUGAUCGUGUGACGUAAUUUAUGUAUGGCGCUCAAGCCCGUUGGCAAUUUUGAUUGAAAUGUUAUAUGUUAGUGCUAGCUUUUAUUAAGGUGUCAUUAUUUAUACAUAAAUUAUGUGAUCAGAAAUUGUCAUAUCAGCCACGUCAUUUUAUAAUUUGAUUGUUUAUUAAAUGCUAUUAU
This is a messenger RNA of Melitaea cinxia (Glanville fritillary), 1517 nucleotides long. RefSeq names its product PSME3-interacting protein. The record is from RefSeq and is a predicted model, not a curated record. Lineage: Eukaryota; Metazoa; Arthropoda; Insecta; Lepidoptera; Nymphalidae. Gene Ontology annotation, cellular component: nucleus. Bases 143 to 901 code for a protein of 252 amino acids. The transcript has 7 exons.